Halteromyces radiatus is the source of this 1229-nucleotide messenger RNA. RefSeq lists its product as uncharacterized. The annotation marks the transcript as partial. The transcript is spliced from 2 exons. The record is from RefSeq and is a predicted model, not a curated record. NCBI's taxonomy places the organism in Eukaryota, Fungi, Mucoromycota, Mucoromycetes, Mucorales, Cunninghamellaceae.
UUUUUUUUUUAGCUUUUCUCUUUUUCGUAUAUCCUUUCAUAUUCCUUGAAUGAACAGAUCAAUUCGUCAUUGUAGGUGCGGAUCUACCACUCAUCUUCGAACAAGCCAUUAUGAAUGUCCACUCAAUCAAAACAAACGGCCAACUGCGCAUAACAGUAUCGUCAAUUUAUGCAGGUGCGGAUCUGACACUCAUUCUCGAACAACCCAUUAUGACUGUCCUUUGAACAGAAAUACUCGGCGAAGAUAUGAAGAUUCUCAACCACAACAAGGCUCUCAUCAACAUCAAAGUUCUCAUCAGCUACAUGGAGAUUCUAACCAGCGCGUCAACUUUUCUCUCAUUUGCUCUCGCUGUGGUCGUAGAGGUCAUUCAAGUGCACAUAACAGGUCAUGUCCUUUCAACAAAUUAAACAUCAUCAACGAGCGUCUAGGCGCACAGUACAAUCAAGCUGCUUCUUCUAUCUCAUUUGUCCAAGAAUCUGUCUUUGGUUCCUAUGUUUGCGACGAUCAAGGUCCCAACUAUGACCGGCAUCUACUAUCUCCAUUUGAAACUAUCUGUUCAACAUGCGGAGCGCUAAUGUGUAUCGAGGAACGACUUCAAUCAGCAACAUCAACCCGUCUGCAAUUCAGCUUAUGUUGUUCAAAUGGUAAAAUCAACCUCCCACUUCCAACACCACCUCCAGAAGAAAUGCUUUCCAUGUUACUUGGUGACAGAACCACAAAUGAAACGAUUGCGGAUUUCCACACCAACAUUCGAUCAUAUAAUACUUUGUUUGCCUUUGCGUCCACCGUGGCAAAUGUAGAUCAAAGUCUUCUUUGGCAAGGUAGCAACAGACCAACAACAUUCAGAAUUAACGGAACCAUUUACCACUGUAUUGGUGCUUUACGAUCAAACAACUAUCAACAAUCCAAUUUUUCUCAGAUUUACUUCCAUGACACCUUUGAACAAUUGCAACGACGAACGAAUUUGAUCUCUCAUUUGAAGCCUGAAACCGUCCAACUUCUUCAAAAAAUCGUCCAUGACAACAACCAUUACGCCAUUAAAUUCAUGACAGCAGUAGAUCAAGAUCGUGACGAACCGAUUGGGAAUCUUCAAGUGGUUAUCAGCGGAGCAAAAGAGCUUGGAAGGCGACAAUUCCCUGUACGACCAGCAUUUGCAAUGACCAUCCACAAGAGUCAAGGACAAUCACUGGACUAUGUAGGUGUGUAUCUGAAAGAUCAAGUGUUUGCCC